AUGAAAGUAUCAACAAGUCUCGUUGUGGCAGCUGUCUUGGUUGCAUUGAGCACGAGCGUAAACGCCAAGACGGCGAGCACAUCCGUCUUUGCAUCAGAGCCAUCAGAUAGUGAUCCCACCGAGGAACUAUCGUUGAGCUCGGAGUCCACGGCCGAACAAUCGGACAAAGAUAACUCGAAAUCUCUGGUCGAUACGAAAGACGCCACGGGCGACCCACCUGAAGAUCUAUACGAUUUCGAUGCACCUUGUGCAUCGGAUGACGGAGACACGAAGAAAGGCCUCACGGGGGAACAAUCUGAAGAAGAUAGCUCGACCCCGCUAUACGAUUUCGAUGCACCUUGUGAACCGGAUGGAGGAGACACGAAGGGAGGUCUCACGGACGAACAAUCUGACGAAGAUAGCUCGACCCCGCUCUACGAUUUCAGCUCGCCUUCUUGCGCAUCGGAUCCGGACCAAAUUGGCGGCUUUACUGAUGAAGAAAAAGCGAUCUGGAUCGAGCGUCACAACUAUUUCCGAGUAGCAGCUUUGCCCUGGGCAGCAGGUAAUAUGAAACGAAUGAAUUGGGACGAUGAGUUGGCCAAGGAAGCCGCAUCGACGGCUGAAAGUUGCACUGCUGAAACAACUGCCGGUCUUAACGUCUUUAAGGCCACGUCAACGGACUCAUCAUCGGUGAUUGACGAAGCGCUCAAUGAUUGGGCUGUCAAGCCUGCACUGUCUAAUAUCGGAUCAGUCGUUCCGCCGGCAAAAGGAAGGCGAUUCCGUUGGCGCGGGACUUUACAACUCAUACACACAAGUGAUCUGGGCUGA
Peronospora farinosa is the source of this 807-nucleotide messenger RNA. NCBI's taxonomy places the organism in Eukaryota, Oomycota, Peronosporomycetes, Peronosporales, Peronosporaceae. The record is from the annotation of a GenBank genome assembly.